Chanos chanos (milkfish) is the source of this 1825-nucleotide messenger RNA. RefSeq names its product origin recognition complex, subunit 2 (gene orc2). NCBI's taxonomy places the organism in Eukaryota, Metazoa, Chordata, Actinopteri, Gonorynchiformes, Chanidae. The transcript is spliced from 17 exons. Bases 104 to 1825 code for a protein of 573 amino acids. Gene Ontology annotation, cellular component: nucleus; nuclear origin of replication recognition complex. Gene Ontology annotation, biological process: DNA replication. Gene Ontology annotation, molecular function: DNA replication origin binding. The record is from RefSeq and is a predicted model, not a curated record.
ACGUAGAUCCCCGGUUUAAAGCUUUACGAACAGUAUGAUCAUUACAGAAAAGCGGAACUUUUACAUGUUUUAGUUGUGCUGAUAUCGUCGGGAGAUUUCAGCGAUGCGCCCACAGAAACACACCGAUUCCGGGGUCCUGGAGGUUCGGUUCGUGGGAGAUGGAGAUGUGUUGGACCACAUUGUCGAUAAACAUGAGGGUGUGAAAGUGGCCCAUGGGUCUGUACAGACACUGGUGAACCUUGAAACUCCCAAAAAACUGCAGUCAAAGGUUAAAGAGGUGGAGGAAGAAGAUGAGGUUUUCAAUGAGGAAAACUAUGUUGAGGCCCUGGGUACUGGAGCAGAAGAUGGAGCAGAAAAUGGAUCUGGUGCUGCUGGAGCGACAGUGUUCACUUUUCAAACCAUCAAACGCUCCAAUAAGAUGGCUCAGAUGGCGUCUGAGUGGGCACGCACCCCGGGGAAGAGUGUCACCUUCAGCACCCCCGACACAGAAGAGGAGCCCUUGAGCUCACCCCGUGCCUCCAAGAGUCACAAGACUCCUCAGAAGACUCCCCAAAAGGGAAAGAAGGUGCAGUUUGUCUCAACUACCCCCCACAGACUGAGAAAGAGACUUAUAGCUCCCAACCUGAAGUCAGACAGUGACAGUGACUUCUCCCCCUCCAAUUCGGAGGAAGAAGACGAUGAUGAAGAGGUAGAGGAGAAAGUUUUGAAAACAGAAACACCACAGAAAACUCCCAGCAAGACAUCUGCAGCUGCAGCAGCACUCUAUAAGACCCCAGCCAAGAAGACCAAGAAAGCUCCAGAGGCCAACCUGGUGGAAGAAUACUUUGAAGCCCAUAGCAGUUCCAAGGUGCUCACGUCUGAUCGGACCCUCCAAAGACUCCAGACCCCCAAACUGGAUAGGGAAACCCUGCUCAGGCUUUUGGAUGGAAAACCUUCUUGUUAUUCAGAUGAAAUUAAUGAACUGAACAAAAAGCAUGAGAAACACUUCAGCAAGUGGAUGCUACAGUUGCAGUUGGGCUUUAACAUUCUGCUGUAUGGUCUUGGCUCGAAAAAGAGUCUGUUGGAGAGGUUUCGCAUUGCCAUGCUGGCUGACUGCUUCCACCUAGUGGUCAAUGGCUUCUUCCCAAGCAUCACGCUGAAAUCGAUUUUGAACGCUAUCACUGGUGAGGUACUGGAACAUCAAGGCAGUUUUCGGACACCUAUGGAUCAGAUAGACUUCAUUACAAAGACUCUCAAAGAAGACCCGGACACCCACAUCUACCUGAUCAUUCAUAACAUUGAUGGCCCAAUGCUCCGUGGCGAGAAGACCCAGCAGGCACUGGGGCAGCUUGCCUCUAUCCCCAACCUGCACCUGCUGGCUUCCAUCGACCACAUCAAUGCCCCACUUGCGUGGGACCAGUCUAAGAUGAGCUUAUUUAACUGGCUCUGGUAUGAGACCACCUCCUACCUGCCGUACUCAGAGGAGACCUCCUAUGAGAACUCUCUCCUGGUCCAGCAGACUGGAGCCUUGGCUCUCAGCUCCCUCACACAUGUCCUGCGCAGCCUCACGCCCAAUGCCAGAGGGAUCUUUAGACUGUUGGCAGAAUUUCAGUUGGAGAACAAAGACAAUCCUUCAUAUACAGGUUUGUCUUUCCAAGAUUUUUACCAGCGCUGUCGUGAAGCUUUCCUGGUGAACAGUGAUAUCACACUGCGAACACAACUGACAGAAUUUAGAGAUCACAAGCUCAUCCGCACCAAGAAGGGUGCUGAUGGGGUUGAAUACCUUCUUAUCCCUGUGGAUACAGGAACUCUCACUGACUUCCUGGAGAAAGAGAAUGCAGAGUGA